Messenger RNA from Dioscorea cayenensis subsp. rotundata (Guinea yam), 1738 nucleotides. RefSeq names its product cytochrome P450 71A1-like. Bases 117 to 1628 code for a protein of 503 amino acids. The record is from RefSeq and is a predicted model, not a curated record. NCBI's taxonomy places the organism in Eukaryota, Viridiplantae, Streptophyta, Magnoliopsida, Dioscoreales, Dioscoreaceae. Gene Ontology annotation, molecular function: oxidoreductase activity, acting on paired donors, with incorporation or reduction of molecular oxygen; iron ion binding; monooxygenase activity. The transcript has 2 exons.
CCAAAUUUCCGUCAUGGUUUGAUGGAAGGUCAUCAAACCUCCAGCCACAAAUGACAUUAUCACCAUAGAGAUAACCUUGGACACCAUCUCACAAUAAUCCUAGAUCCAGUUCAACUAUGAUACCUCAAUCUCUAUCUUCACCACAACAAUGGCUACAUGAACAACACCAAUACCCAUACUGGUUCAUCCCCAUAGCCAUAGUAACCAGCUGCUUCUUUUUGUUUCUCUUCUACAAAUCAUCUCUGUCAUCAAAGAAGAAGCUUAACCAUCCACCAUGUCCAUUAAUUCUCCCACUUGUCGGCAACCUUCACCAACUUGGCUCUCUCCCUCACCGUUCCCUGCAUGCACUCUCUCAGAAACAUGGCCCUUUGAUGCUCCUCCACUUAGGGAAAGUCCCAGCAAUCAUUAUCUCCUCUGCAGAACUUGCUCAAGAGAUUAUGAAAACUCAUGACCUCAUCUUCUCCAGCCGCCCAUUUUCCUCCAUGGCUAACAGUCUCUUGUACAACUCUCUCGACAUCUCCUUCGCUCCUUACGGCGAGUACUGGCGCCAAGUGCGACGCAUUUCUGUCAUUCACUUGCUGAGCCUCAAGAGAGUCGAGUCCUUUAAAAGUAUCCGAGAAGAAGAAGUGUCUCUAAUGUUGGAUAAGAUCCAUGCAUCACAGGGAUUAUUGGUGAAUUUUAGUGAGAUCCUCGUGGCAGUCACUAAUGGUGUGGUUUGUAGGGUGGCUUUGGGGAGGAAGUAUGAUAGGAGUAAUAGAUUCCAUGAUAUGCUCACUGAGUUCUUGGCCUUGCUCGGUUCUUUUCCUUUAAAGGAUUUCAUUCCAUGGUUUGGUUGGGUUGAUAGAAUAACUGGUUUGGAUGCAAGGGUGGUGAACAACUCCAAGGAAAUGGAUGGUUUCUUUGAAGAAGUCUUAGAGGAACACAUCCAUUCCAAGACAUCAGAAACAAGCAAUUUGGUGGAUAUAUUGCUGUCUUUGGAUGUUUCUCUUAGUAAAGAGAGCAUCAAAGCAAUCAUCUUGGACAUGUUUUCCGCUGGAACUGAUACAACAUUCACAGUGCUGGAAUGGACAAUGGCUGAGCUCAUGAGAAACCCAGAAGUCAUAGAGAAAGUUCAAGAGGAGAUAGAGGGAGUAGUCAAAGGAAAAGCAAAGGUUUCAGAAGAAGACAUUGAUGAAAUGAGCUACUUAAAAGCGGUCAUUAAAGAAGUGCUGAGACUUCACCCCCCAAUUCCUUUACUGGUUCCUAGAGAAUCCACUGAAUAUGUUAAACUCCAUGGAUUUGAUAUACCUGAGAAAACAAGAGUUGUGAUCAACGCUUGGGCCAUUGGAAGGGAUCCCAAGAGUUGGGAGAGGCCUGAGGAGUUCAUGCCUGAGAGGUUCUUGAACAGUGAAGUGGAUUUCAAGGGACAACACUUUGAGUUCAUACCAUUUGGAGCAGGGAGGAGAGGAUGUCCAGGAAUCAUGUUUGCCAUUUCCACCAUUGAACUUGCUGCUGCUGCACUCUUGCACCAUUUUGAUUGGAAGCUACCUGAUGGAAUGAGAACAGAGGAGUUGGAUAUGAGUGAAUCUUCUGGUCUUACUGUUCAUAAGAAAACAAGCUUGCUUGUGCAGGCUACACCAAGGUUUUAAUUUGUUUCUUGAAUUAAAAACAUGCAUGUAAAGAUUUCAAAUAAACAUUACUGUAUCAGUUGUAAGCUAGCAACUCUAUAGUUGAGUUUUUAUACAAGUUUAUUUUUUAA